Molecule: messenger RNA, 2019 nt
Organism: Brassica napus (rape)
Lineage: Eukaryota; Viridiplantae; Streptophyta; Magnoliopsida; Brassicales; Brassicaceae
Product: F-box/kelch-repeat protein At3g27150-like
Exons: 1
Coding region: 513-1856 (447 amino acids)
Cellular component (GO): cytosol
Molecular function (GO): protein binding
Source: RefSeq, a predicted model, not a curated record
UAUCAGAUUUUUAUAUUGCAUCACUAUCACAUAAUAUAUUAAUCUUUGUCAUAAUAUGCUUAGUUUUGAAAUUAUAUUGAUUUACUUAUAAGAAAUAAUACAUAUUCCCAAUUUGAUAUUUUGAAAGUUCUUUAAAUAGAAAAAUUAUAAUCGUAAAAGGCAUGUAAUUAUAUGUUUUAGAACAGUGCUUGUCCAUUUCCGUCGUGUUGCAUAAAUUUAAAUUACAUUUUUCUAGUGGCUCACAUUAUUGUAUAGACUAAGGAAAUAUUUUUCUUAAUCUCUUGAAAUAUUAAAUUUUCAAAACAUUAAAUUAUAUAGAUGCAUUAAUUAAUUAUUUUCUUGCAAUUUUUGAGUUUAUAUUAGUUAAUGCAAUUUUUGAAUCUCUUUGAUUUCCCAGUUCAUAUAACAGAAUCUCAUUAUUGUUUCUUUAAAUAAAAUUUGGGAGUUCAAAUACUUAAAAUUGCUUGCAAUUAUAUGUAGUAAAAAUAAUUCUGUUAGAUUCUUGGAAUUGAAUGCUGUUAUUCAUAGUAUUAUUUUGGAAUUUACAGGAAUUAAUGUCAAAAGAGAUGGCUAAACUAAAUCGAGAUGUGCUAAUGCUAAGAGAAGAUCAGGCUCCUAAAGUUGGAGCAAGCUUGAGCCAAUCUGAACCAAGGAAGAUUUCAAUGGUUGGCAUUAAACCUCACAUACCUGACUUGAAUGUGAAACCUUGUUCUGAUUCCGACGAGGAAGAAAAAGGAGAAAUUGCAAAAGAAUUUCAGAAUCUUGCAGGUUUAAAAACUCAUGAUGCCUGUUAUGUUGAUCAUAAGCUUUUGUACGAGCUUGAGGUCGAGAUCAUUGCUCGUCUACCAUGCUUUGAAUACUGGAAACUGCAGUUUCUUAACAAGAAAUUCUUGCAGUUAUUAAAGAGCUGUGAAAUUUUCAGGGUGAGAGAAGAAAGGGGACUUGUGAAACCCUAUGUGAUUUUGCAUUCAGGGGCUGUAUCUAAUUGGGAAAUGUUUGAUAAGGAUUUUAAAACCUUUCGGAGACUUCCUAAAGUUCCUUCUUCUGACUAUUGCUUUUUCCACAGCGAUAAGGAAACAGUUAGUGUGGGUACUCAACUAAUUGUCAUAGGGAGAGAAAUAGAUGGAAUUGUGGUGUUUCGCUAUGAGCUAGAGAAUCAUAAGUGGUUCAAAGGUCCUUCAAUGAUCACACCGAGGGCCAUGUACGGUUCUGCGAGCCAUGGUAAAACCGCAUUUUUUGCAGGAGGCAUUAAAAUGGAUGAAAAUGGGAACCCUAUUGUUGUGCAAACUGUAGAAAAGUAUAAUGCUGAUACAAAAAGGUGGACUAUGAUUAAUGGAAUGCAUAAAGCAAGGAAGUUCAGCUCAGGAUGUUUCUUGCGUGGAAAAUUUUACGUCCUCGGUGGCCGAGAUGAUAAUGAUAAACACCUCACUUGUGGAGAAAGUUAUGAUGAGACGACAAAUUCUUGGGAGUUGAUACCUGACAUGCUAAAAGACAUGACAGUCAUUGCGCAUUCCCAAUCUCCGCCCCUUAUUGCUGUGGUUGAUGACAAUCUAUACAUGUUAGAAACAUCUUUGAACGAGCUUCGGGUAUAUGAUAUAAACACAAAUAUUUGGAAGAAACUUGGUGUUGUCCCUGUGAGCGCAAACGCUGCCUUCGGUUGGGGGAUUGCGUUUAAAUCGAUGGGAGACAGACUUCUGGUGAUUGGAACUUCUCACUCUUGGCAUAGGAAGACAGUAGUUCACUCAUGCCGUCCUUCUCCAGACGUGGAAGAGCAGCACUGGGAAGAAAUAAAACAUUGGUGUGUUGGUGCUGAGCUCCCACAGUUUAUUCAUAACUGUUGUGUGAUGUUUGCUUAAAGUUUUUUCCAAGGAAAACUUGGAAACUUAUUUGUUUUUGCAUUUGUGCUUAAAGUUGUUGCAUUUGGUUUUAAGUUGUUUGGUUUGUGUUUUUCUGAUUUUUUUGUUUUUCAUUUGGGAUAAAAAUGUUGUUGUUUUCCGUUUUUUUAAGUGCUUAUGUUUG